Funneliformis mosseae is the source of this 1299-nucleotide messenger RNA. NCBI's taxonomy places the organism in Eukaryota, Fungi, Glomeromycota, Glomeromycetes, Glomerales, Glomeraceae. The record is from the annotation of a GenBank genome assembly.
AUGCAGAGUAAAACUUUAAUUACAUAUCGAACAUUGCCGUUUCUGAUUUUAAUCUUUAUUUCAUCGGUUAAUGCUUGGAUAACCAUAGGUUUAAACUAUAAAUUAUGCGAUACCCCCUUUAUUGAUGAUGCAAUCCACAUCAACGAGCACGACGCAAAUUUUUACACCAAUUCCACAAAGGUCAAGAAAAUAGAAUCCCAAAAUCUAACCUCAGAUGGGUUUGUACUCAAUGUCACCAUGUACGGGUGUACAGAAAAUUGUGGUUGGUCAUUUGAACUAAAAGUAGAGAAUUCUACAAGGAAAGUUACGCCAGUUGCUAGUAAACAGCUUCCUUAUACCUGUACGAACAACCCAACCACGUGGCGAGUUGAUCUGAACACCACAGUUUUGAGUGUUGGAAAUACUCCUAAUCCAGACUAUCCUUUUUCCUUUAACCUUGCUAUGCAUUAUUGUAAAAAUAAUCACAACAUAGACAACAACACCGAAAUAACUAGCAAAGAUGAUAAAAAUAAUUUGAAUUGUCUCAAAGAUUAUUCCAAUCUAAUGCAUGAUGAUAAAACUAUUUUUAAUUUUGAAAAUGAUGGGGCUCGAUGGCCAUUUAGUGGACAAAAACCUGCUGCUUUAUCUUUGGCUGCAACAGUUGAUAAUGCUUUUACCUUUUAUCAGAACCACUACCUAGGAAUCAAAUAUUCUCUCAGUAACAUAUCUGAAAAUAUCAUUAAUCACCUAACUGAUUUUGCUCCAUACUAUAAUCAUGCACCGGAUGAAUCAAUUUCUUAUGAUAUUUCUGGCACUCUAAAUUUAUUAACUGAUCAUUUUAAUUUGAAUAUUCUUAAAGUAGGAACAAUGUUUGUUGACUCUGUUUCUGAUCAACCAACUUUUGUUGAUAAAAAUGGAGCCCCAUUAAAACGAACUUUAUCAACAACAGAAUUUUACUUCAAAGUGCCUUUUGAUGCCACUGGUGUAUUAAAAAAUACUUUUAAAACUUUUGGUCAAGAUAGUGAUUCUUAUUUGAAAAGUAUUAUUGCAAAAUUACCUAAAUUGAUUAGUGGAGCUAUAGAUGUAUUCACCCCUUCAUCUUCUUGGCUUGCAGCACCUUUUUAUAUGCCCAUCGAAUUAGUUAAUUUUGAUCAAAAUAUCUGUGGUAAAUGUUGUUUGGCAGAAGAGUAUGUUAGUAAACUCGGGGCUAAUUGCCUUAUACGAGGUAGAUUUAACUGUGGUCAGCUAGUACAUUACAACAAUUGUGUAUUCGGUGGUGUUAAUUAUAAACCCGAAGUCAUGGAUGCAAUUGAGAAAUUU